CUCAACGCCUAUCCUUGUGCCUCCGGCCGUCAAGAUGUUUCGCUGUGAUUGCCAUGAGAGAGCUUGCUCUCCGGGAACAAACUAGAGGACACAAAUAGGACACACAGAUGCUGGCUGCUGCCCAGUCGCCGCCUCCUUCUCCUCAGCGCAGCUUCAGUCCCGCCCACCGCCACCUGGCUCUGCUGCGCACCGCCGACUGGAGGCAGAGUGUCGCUACUCCUCUUCCCCACGCCAACGGAGAAGCAGAAAACAAGGAUCCCCUUGACCGAGGGUAUGUGUGCAUGAUAUUUUCCUCGCAUCCUAAAUUUUACAAUCAAGACCGACUCGACGUUUAAAGGAUUUUGGCGGAAAGUGCGAAAGGAAGGUGGAAAAUCAGACGGGUGCCCUGCGCACUACUGCAUCCUCCCUCUCCAUCUCUGUCUCAUCUCUCCUCCUGCUCUGCCUCUGCGCUUUUUACAAGACUCCCGGCUUCUGCUAUCCUGAAUAUCCCCAGUGACUGAUCACUUAUUGCAGAGCCGUGAGCCGCCCCUUCUUCUUUUGUCGGAGUUUGAACCACAUUUCUGAGCUGCUGGAAGUACACCGCCAGAGCGCCUGAGAGCUGGCCGGACUCUGUAGGUUUCGUCUUCCCGACACAAGCGGAUCAUCGAGGAGGGGACCUUGCGCGGAGUCAAAAAGGACUGGAAAUUAUUUAGCCCUCUCACAUCAACGUACCGCAUGGUGGGAAUUUCUGCCUCUUUUCAGUAUCGCACUGGGAAGCGCUCCACCAUGCCCGACUCACCUGCGGACGUCAAGACACAGUCCAGGUUGACCCCCCCUACCAUGCCACCCCCACCCAGCACACAAGGAGCACCCCGUAACAGCUCCUACACCCCCACCACAUUAACCAAUGGCAGCAGCCACUCUCCAACAGCGCUUAACGGCGCUCCAUCUCCCCCAAACGGCUACAGCAACGGUCCCAGCUCCUCCUCCUCCUCCUCGCUGGCCAACCAGCAGCUGCCCCCGGCCUGCGGCGCCCGACAGCUCAGCAAGCUCAAGCGCUUCCUCACAACUCUACAGCAGUUUGGCAACGACAUCUCACCUGAAAUCGGCGAGCGGGUCCGCACAUUAGUGCUCGGACUAGUGAAUUCCACGUUAACCAUCGAAGAAUUUCACUCCAAGCUCCAAGAAGCCACCAACUUCCCUCUGCGACCUUUCGUCAUACCCUUUCUGAAGGCCAACCUGCCACUGCUUCAGAGGGAGCUGCUGCACUGUGCCAGGCUGGCCAAGCAGAACCCGGCUCAGUACCUGGCCCAGCACGAGCAGCUGCUCCUGGACACCAGCACCACCUCCCCAGUGGACUCGUCCGAACUCCUGCUGGACGUCAACGAGAACGGCAAGAGAAGGACGCCAGACAGAACCAAAGAGAACGGCUUCGAUCGAGAUGGCACCCUGCACCCAGAUGUUCACCCUAGCAAGCGGCCCUGCACCAUAAGCCCCGCCCAGCGCUUCAGCCCAUCCAAUGGGCUCUCCUACCAACCCAACGGCCUGCCACACCCGGGCCCACUCCCUCCACAGCACUACAGGCUCGACGACAUGGCCAUCGCUCAUCACUACCGAGACACCUACAGACACCCAGCCUCCAAUCAUCGGGAGAUCCGGGAGAGAGCCAGGCCCAUUGGUAUGCAUACAGGGACCAGACAGGAGGAAGUGAUUGAUCACAGGCUGACCGACAGAGAGUGGGCUGAGGAAUGGAAGCACCUUGACCAUGUAAGAAAACUGCUGAACUGUAUCAUGGACAUGGUGGAGAAAACGAGGCGCUCGCUGACAGUACUGCGGCGGUGCCAGGAGGCUGACCGCGAGGAGCUCAACUACUGGAUCCGACGAUACAGUGACGCUGAGGAGCUGAAGAAGGGCGGCGCUAGUGGGCAGUCAAGGCAGCAGAGCCCCGCAGCACAGGAAAAUGCAACACCAGAAAUUCACAGGGAGCUUCUGCACCGGCCUGUGUCUGGCUACGUCCCUGAAGAGAUCUGGAAGAAAGCUGGUACGGGAGGCUUGACUUCCUCUGUGUCCACACUCUUUCCAGAAGAGGCCGUGAAUGAGGUGAAGCGACAGGCUAUGUCGGAGCUGCAGAAGGCCGUGUCAGAGGCCGAGCGUAAGGCUCACGAGAUGAUCAGCAGCGAGCGGGCCAAAAUGGAGCGCACGGUAGCCGAGGCUAAGCGGCAGGCAGCCGAGGACGCGCUCUCCAUCAUCAAUCAACAGGAGGACUCCAGCGAGAGCUGCUGGAACUGUGGCCGCAAAGCCAGUGAGACGUGCAGCGGCUGCAACACGGCGCGCUACUGCGGCUCCUUCUGCCAGCAUAAGGACUGGGAGAAGCACCACCAUGUCUGUGGUCAGACCCUGCAGGCCCAGCAGCAGCAGCAGCAGGCUAGCCAGCAGCAGGGCGGCGUCCCGGGGUCAGAGACCCCUGCUCCCAUCAGCUCCUCUGCCUGCACCCCGAGCAGCGGGACUGGGAGUCCGGCUGCUACCCCACCUGCUGCUACCCCUCGCUCCUCCACCCCGAGCACCCCUUCCUCCUCUGCCCUGGACGGCACACCGCGUUAAGAGACUCACACACGGAGGAUGGAGGCAAAGGCCCCCGGGGGCUAAACAGUCAGCCCUCAACCCCACAAACAGCAUGACUGUGUGCAUUGCCUUGCAAAGAUACUAAGCUUACAUGGCUAACAGGAAGAGAUGGCAAUGCUUCUGUCUAUCUUGCAGCGUAGUCAUAGAAAGAGGAGGAGGAGGAGGUCCAUAAUCAGGUCAUAUUGACUUGCCAUGACUUUAAAGAAACACAAAGAUAUUCUUUGUUUUGAAUGAAUGAAUUUAAAUAUUGACAUCCUUUUAUCGUUACACUUGCUAUUCUUGUUGUCCGUUUGUCGUCGUGCCCGUUGUUGUUAAUGUUGUUGUCAUUGUAGCUUAUUUUUUUUCCCUGUAAAUAUUAAGAGACUGAGCAGAGAUAGCCGUGAACUCGAGACAAGUAUAUCUGACCACCCCACCCCCUCUUUUUUUUCCAGUGUUUUUAUUUCCCAUCCUUGAAUUAUUUCCUUCCUGUACCUGGAACAUGAGACUAGUCAACCUCAUUUUACCAAACAGCAUACCAAGGGAACACAGCGAGCUAGCAGAACGGGUGAAGUCAUCAAUACUUUUUGUAAAGAACGAUAUCAGAUUUAAACACCCCUGAAAGACAAACCGACGGAUGGAUGGAUAAACAAGUUUGCUGCCUGGAGAGAGGAGAGGGAUGGACUGAAUCUCUGGCCCACAGACAGCCAUGAAAUGGGCAGAUGUGCAGCAGAUUGCGAGCAGAGCCAGCUGUUCAACCAAUGUUAUUUCCCUCUCACUUGUAAUAAUAUCCAGGUCAGUGGGCUGGGAAAUACAAAUCCGUCUCCCUGAAGGAUGUAAAAGGAAGAAUUCUUGGACAAGAUACAAAACUUUGCCCACUGCACAUGUGGAGGAUGUACUGACUACAAUUCGCACGUGCAUGCUCGGUGAGUCGCAGAAGCUCUCAAACAGGAAGUGAAGUCAUCGACCCGCCGGCAAUAAUGUCAAAUUAAAGCAGCCGUCGGGCUCGGAGCUGGAAACCUACAUGUGGAGAACUCAUUCUGCGCCUCAGAAGCUCCCCUCCUGUCUGAAAAACAUUUUCAUCUUUCUUCAUGUUCUUAUUCUUUUUCCGUAGAUGUCAUGGUGUUAAAGACUUCUGUCCUGUGGUGUCACCGAUGGUUAUUUAUUGUAUAUGUGUUGGACAAUUGUGACAAUGCAUAGUACUUCAACCAGUCACAACUCCCUCAUAACUCUCUCUAGAAAAACGAGAUAAAAAAAGAAGUGUUAUCUUUUUUCCAAGCUGCUUUUCUAUUCUGUGUGUAAGUGGUAGAUCCCUCGUAGUUCUAUAAGUUUUACUUCCCUUCGUCCUCAAGAAAAGACACAAGCUAUAUCUCAGAGCUGCUACUUGAGUCCGACCCAGAUCUUUUCUGAGAACUAGCAUGUUGCGCGGAAUGCUAACCUAAAUGUUUUGUACAAGGGACAUACAUAAAUGUAUUUGCACUGUCACAGAGGUUAUUUCGGCAUGCUUCUUUUCAGCAUACUUGUGUUGUCGGUAUAGAGCCAUAACUCAUCAACCAUUUUGUAUGUAGUGAUAGCAUUAUAUGUUCUCACAUUUUGGGGGAUUUGGGGGGAAAACUGUAAAAUCACCAGUUUUUUUUUCUUGUCAACAUGAUAAGAAAAGCGGCCAUAUUUUUUUUUUUUUUUUUUGAAUAGUUACAGACAGUGCAUGCACAUUACUGAACGUUUGUUAAAUAUUUGUUAUUUUUUAGAAAAAAGAAAAAAACGACCAAAAAAAUGACAAAAAAAUACAAAAAAAAUAUUCUAACAAACUAACUUUCCAAAUGCAGAGGUGUAGACUCCGAUUGACAGCUUUAACACUGCAAAAGCACCAGGUAACACACAGUAUUAACACAAGAGAUAAACAAAAAAAACACCAAAAACAGCCAAAGACUGACACCAAGGACCAAAAUCCUGAUUUAAACGAUUUUUCAAAAGAGGUUUGUUCACAUGUAUAUUUGGUUAUUUAUUUCUGCAGGUUUCGUUUACACACAUUCACGGAACAACGUCAGUGUCAGAACAGUUAAUUAUUUUCAUCCUCUUCUGGAAACCGACGGCACUCAUCUUACAUUGUGAAAUGAGAAGGUGUGACUUAAACAUAAAGAACGUUUUCACAGCAGUGUUACAUUUUACUUGGAGCAAUAAUAACUAAUGAACACUGAUGAUUUCUGUGACCAUUUUUGAAGAAAAAAAAAAAGUGAUAUAUUUUGAUCUUGUACAUUUUCUCAUUGCACAAGUGUCAGAUUAAGUGUCCAUUUCAGCUUUAAGCAGUUUAGUUCUUUUUUUCUCAAAGAGGUGAAUGUGAGACUGGGCUUUCACACCAAUGCCAUUUGCAGUUGUUUUUGUGUUUAUUUAUAUCAAAGUACAUUCUUGUUUUUUUUUUGCUGUUGGGAUAGCUAAUCAAUCGCAGCUUUGUUGUAAACCUUCAAUGUAAAUCAAACAAACCUCUCCUUCGCAGUAAGAGAGCACUUAUCCUGACGCACACAAAGGCUCUUCACCCCAAACACCUUGGUGCUACACAGAAGCGCGUUACAAAUUCUGACCUCAAGGAACAAGUGGAGGCCCAUAAAGGUUCUGGGCUGUUUGCUCCCUCUGUACUUCCUCAUCUCUCCCUUACUUGUCUAACUAAAAUACACACCUGCGUUCUUGACUCUAAAGGGUUAAACAAUCCAAAAAGGUGUCUGACACCCUACUAGCGACUCCUCAGAAGCUGUGAAGAAACAGCCAAGCUGUUUUAACACUAGUGUAUUUGAAAGUAUACAACAAAUAAUGUGUGUGUUCAUCACUAUCAGGGCAAAACCUGGGUUUAAAAAAAAAAAAAAAAAAAAAGACAAACAUUAUCGAUGAUUCUUUGAGAAGCUCUAUUUUUUUCUUUCUUCCCUCCUCUAUGUGUGUUUUGCUACAAAUUCCUCGGUGGCAAACAAGUCUCACUCUACCUCUUACAGCACGAUAAGAGCAUCAGUCACGGCGCUGAUACUGGUCUAGUCUAAACCAAAUGGGCACAAGAGAACAGGAAAAUAAAAAACCCAAAGUUGAAGCUCAUACAGCUGCAAAACCAUAUCACUACUUGGUAACAAUGCAGACCUCAUAAAUAAAUGAAACAUAAAUGAAUAGAAAUGAGAAAAAAAAACCUGAAAAAAAAACAACUUUUGUUAUGUUCCUUUAUGCCUGUGGCGUUUUUAGAGUACAUCAAGAGUUUGAAUUCUUUGAACAGAUUUAAAAAAGAAAAAAUUGUGCUAAUUUUAAAGAAAAGUGUUGUCGAAUCUUGUUUCAAUGACACAAGCUAGGGUCACAGAUAAGAAAUGUUGUUUCUCUCUCGCUCUUUUUUCUCUCCUGUCCCCCCCCCCCACCUUUUUCUCCUCUUCUCUUCUUUGUUGUGAAGACACGCUAAAGCGUUUGUCGACUUGUCAUUGCGAUGAAUUCAAAAGAGGGGAUACACAAAAGGCAAGAGCUUGUAAAAAACUAAAAUGAAAAAAAAGGCUGAAUUUAGGCAUGCCUGUUUUCACAAUAGGGGGAAAUGUUAUUUGAAUUUCCUACUUAUCCUGAAACAUUGGGGAAAUGUGUGGGGCCGACAGUGAACAGCAAAGGCCGUAGCAUUAAUCUGGGGGAGUGAGUUGAACUUCAGGGGUGGGAGUUAUUUUUUUAUUUUUUAUUUUUUGCGUUCUCUUGAGAAAAUUUAUUGUGAAAAAAAAGAGCUCAAAUGAUUUGAAGUUGUUGUGCAAUACUUAAUUGAGACAUGAAAACCACAGGUUAGUGGUAGGCUGACACUGGGCGGUCUCUCCAUCGCCUAGAGUCAGUGUCCUCUAGAGAGCUUUCCAGUCUACUAUGUCAGAACUGUGGUUUCUUGUUGAUUUUUUUUCUUUUUGUUUCUUUUUUUUAUUCUUUUUUGGGCUGUAAACUAUGGUCUGUCAGUCUGUGAAACUUUGCAGUAUAAUUCUGGUAUUGUUGUUCUCUUAACGGUGUAAUAAAUAUGUUAAU
Messenger RNA from Plectropomus leopardus (leopard coralgrouper), 6591 nucleotides. Lineage: Eukaryota; Metazoa; Chordata; Actinopteri; Perciformes; Serranidae. The record is from RefSeq and is a predicted model, not a curated record.